This is a messenger RNA of Lactuca virosa, 1923 nucleotides long. NCBI's taxonomy places the organism in Eukaryota, Viridiplantae, Streptophyta, Magnoliopsida, Asterales, Asteraceae. The record is from the annotation of a GenBank genome assembly.
CCGCCAAUUGCCACCGCACCACACGCAUUCGCCUUUCUCCAUCAAAUACAUUUACAACACACCCCGUUGUCUUCCUCGAUAAACAACACCCUUGGAUUUUCAGAUAUCUUUCUUGAUUUUUUUCAAUCCUCUCUGUGUUAAUAUUCUCCAUCCACCCCCAAAUUAAAAUCACUUAUCAUCCACAGAUUAUUGUUUUAAACAAAAAUUGGAAGGAAGAAGAAGAACGCCGGAAUGGUCAAGAAAAGGGUAUCAAGAGUCGGCAGUUAUGCCAUUUCGUCCGCCAUUGCAGACCCUAACUGCUUUUCAUGCUCAACCUUUAACAUCCUUGCCCCCAUCUAUAAGCGCCUAAUUCACGAGGAUCAUGCUUGCAGAGAAAGUGAAAUCAGAGCGUAUUGGUUGAAUAGGAAUGAAGGGAUUUUGGAUCUGCUAUUGUGCGAAAAAUCUUCCAUAAUCUGUCUUCAGGAGUUUUGGGUUGGAAACGAAGAACUUGUCAACAUGUAUGACACGAGGCUUGGUGAUGCAGGAUAUAUCAAUUUCAAGCUUGCACGCACCAACAAUCGUGGUGAUGGUCUAUUGACAGCUGUGCAUAAAGACUACUUCCGGGUGAUAGACCAUCGGGAGUUCCUGUUCAACGAUUUCGGAGACCGUGUUGCUCAGCUUUUACAUGUUGAAGUAAUUGCAGCCUUCACCGGGACCCAGUGCAGAAACAGUCAAGAAAUUCUCAUAGUUAACACCCACCUGUUGUUCCCACAUGAUUCAAGCAUGUGUUUGGAGAGACUGCGUCAGGUAUACAAGAUCCUGCAAUCUGUGGAGGCUUAUCAGAAAGAAAACAGUCCUAGUCCUUUGCCCAUCAUUCUGUGUGGUGAUUGGAAUGGGAGCAAGCGAGGUCAUGUUUACAAGUUCCUAAGGUCACAGGGAUUUGUAUCAUCAUAUGAUACUGCUCAUCAAUACACUGAUGCUGAUGCACAUAAGUGGGUUAGCCACCGAAAUCAUCGAGGAAACAUAUGUGGUGUGGAUUUCAUUUGGCUUCUAAAUCCAAACAAGUCUAGGAAAGUACUCAAAACAAGUUGGAGGGAUGCGGUUUUUGGGCUGUUGAAGUAUCAGUAUAUAUAUAUGAUGCGUGCCUCAUCAUCGCUUUCUGAUGCUGGCUGCCAUUAAGCAGCGACUUAUCAUGUGCGACGAGCAAGAGCCUCCCUGACUGAAGCAGAUGAUGCCUUUGCAUUUCUCAAGGCUGAUUAUAUUACUUAUUUGGGUUUCUGUGAGGCUUUGCGCAAGCUUAAUUUUAUUGGUCAUCCGUAUGGCCUGAGUAAGGAGGAGACAAAAGAGCUUUGGGUUCAAGCAGACCCUGAUGGCAAUGGUGUUGUUGAUUAUAAAGAAUUCCAGCAGAGAGUAUGGAAUCCUACAAGUACAAGGUGCGAGGAGGAAGAGGAAGAGAAGAAGAAGCUCUAUUAGGGUACAGUGUGAAGAAUGCAGUCCUUUACCCAACUGAAGCAGAAAAAGGAAUGUGGCCGGAUGAUUACUCACUCUCUGAUCAUGCCCGCCUCACUGUCGCCUUUUCACCUGUUUAUACAAAUAUAACUUCUUCUUGAUUCAUAUUCUUCCACAUCCACUUUAACUUUUCAACCCAACCCAACCCAACCCAACCCAACCAUUGGUUUGGUGGUUGAUCGAGUCCUGAUGAGCAUACACAUUAUGGUGAUGGAUUUUUAUAGUCACCACCAAUUGCUGCUAAUAUAUAUUACAUAGUAUAUGUAUAUAUGAUUUCUUUGUUACAUUCCCUCAUUUGUAUAAACUGUAAUAUUACCUUGGCAAGUUGGCAUGGCAUAGGAAAACGUAGAUCCAAAACUUAUCAAACUUGUAUGCCAAUAUGCAAUGCACAGGUUGAACGGAGUAUUACUUUUAUGAAUUUAUCAACUGCUAAAA